Messenger RNA from Microtus oregoni (creeping vole), 609 nucleotides. RefSeq names its product SH3 domain-binding glutamic acid-rich-like protein. NCBI's taxonomy places the organism in Eukaryota, Metazoa, Chordata, Mammalia, Rodentia, Cricetidae. The record is from RefSeq and is a predicted model, not a curated record. Gene Ontology annotation, cellular component: cytoplasm. The transcript is spliced from 4 exons. The coding region runs from base 8 to 352 and encodes 114 amino acids.
UUCCAGGAUGGUGAUCCGUGUAUAUAUUGCAUCUUCUUCUGGCUCUACGGCGAUUAAGAAGAAACAGCAAGAUGUGCUUGGUUUCUUAGAAGCCAACAAAAUAGGAUUUGAAGAAAAAGAUAUUGCAGCUAAUGAAGAGAAUCGGAAGUGGAUGAGAGAAAACGUGCCUGAGAACAGUAGACCAGCCACAGGGUACCCCCUGCCACCUCAGAUUUUCAAUGAAAGCCAGUACCGUGGGGACUAUGAUGCCUUCUUUGAAGCCCGAGAAAAUAAUGCAGUGUAUGCCUUUUUAGGCUUGACAGCACCACCUGGUUCAAAGGAAGCAGAAGCCCAGGCAAAGCAGCAAGCUUGAAUAUUACGCGUUCUUCCUUCAACAUCUUGGAAAAUAAUGAAUCUCCAUUGCUUUUAUAAAAAUCUUCGCUUCAAAGAAAUAGGCUUAAAUGUUGCAAUAAUAGAUUAGUUGAUGUUCUCGCAUGCAAACAAGCAUAAUUAAAAUGUGAACAUGAUGGUGAGAAAAAUGAGAGACGAAGUUAAAACUUUAAGUAGAUAUCAUAGAAUAGUAUUCUUAUCUGCCAAGAUACUUUAUGUUCUGUAAGGAUUUUACAAAAA